AUGCCAACACACGUAGGAGAUGCCAACACACGCGUACGCGAUGCCAACACGCGCGUACGCGAUGCCAACGCGCGCGUACGCGAUGCCAACGCGCGCGUACGCGAUGCCAACGCGCGCGUACGCGAUGCCAACGAGCGCGUACGCGAUGCCAACGCGCGCGUGCCCGAUGCCAACGCGCGCGUGCGCGAUGCCAACACGGGCGUGCGCGAUGCCAACACGGGCGUACGCGAUGCCAACACGGGCGUGCGCGAUGCCAACACGGGCGUCCGCGAUGCCAACACGGGCGUCCGCGAUGCCAACACGGGCGUCCGCGAUGCCAACGCGCGCGUCCGCGAUGCCAACGCGCGCGUUCGCGAUGCCAACACACCCGUGGCGAGAGACGCCGCAGAGGCUGACGAGAUCGAGAUGGUGAUGACAGACCUGGACAGAGCAAAUCAGAGAGCGGAGGCAGCCCAACGGGAGGCGGAGUCACUGAGAGAACAGCUGACCCUCACCAACCAAUCCAUGCAGCUCGCCGGCCACACCCACACAGACUCCGACACGGAGGCUGCGGCGGCGGGGGGGACGGACACGGCCUCCCGCUCCAGCCUGGAGGCGGAGCUGGGGGCGAAGGACCGGGAGACGGUCCAGCUGGUGGAGGACGUGCAGAGACUGCAGGCCAGCCUGAGCCGCCUCAGGGAGAGCACGGGCACCCAGAUCAGCCAGCUGGAGCAGCAGCUCAGCACCAAGACCCUGGGCCUCAAGGAACUGGAGGAGAAGCUGCUGAAGCAGGCCGACUAUGAGGAGGUCAAGAAGGAGCUGAGCAUCCUGAAGUCCAUGGAGUUCGGCCCGUCAGACUCUAUGCAGGAGUCCUCCAAGCCCCUGGAGGUUCUGCUGCUGGAGAGGAACCGGAGCCUUCAGUCGGAGAGCGCCUCUCUGCGCAUCGCCAACACCGAGCUCGGCGGGCCAGCCGGAGGGAAAGGGACAGAGCAGCCCGCCACGAAGGAGGAGCCCUGUCCCCGCGACCCCCCGCCCUCGCCCCCCCCACCGCUGCCCUCCCUCUGCUCCUCCUCCUCCUCCUCCUCCUCCCAGCUCUUGCACCCUCGCGUUCACUCCGACCCCCUGGGCUCCAACGACACGCACCCCUUCUCCCCCGCCGGCCUCGGCGCGGACUUCUACACGCCCUCCUUCCCCCUGGUGGGGGGCAAGAUGGCGCUGAGCUCUCUGCUGCAGCGCCAGCUCCUCCAGACCUUCUACUCCAAAGCGCUGCAGGAGUCGUCCGGGCUGCCCGCCGGCGCCCUGCUCUUCUCCCCCUUCUCGCCCACGCUGGGCUCCCUCGCCCCCUCCAACGCCGGCUCCGGCGCCGCCGCCGCCGUGCCCCUGGCGGCCAGCAGCCCCCAGCCGCCGCCCGCCAGCCCGGACGUGGCCACGGUCAACGGCGGCGGCGGCGGCAUGGCGUGCGGCGCCCCCUCCCCCUCCCCCAGCCACUCGGACACGGCCGGGCUGGGGGGCCCCCUGGACGGGGAGGACAUGGACACGGCGGAGAUCGCCCGGCAGGUGAAGGAGCAGCUGAUCAAGCACAACAUCGGGCAGCGGGUGUUCGGCCACUACGUGCUGGGGCUCUCUCAGGGCUCCGUCAGCGAGAUCCUGGCGCGGCCCAAGCCCUGGAGCAAGCUCACCAUCCGCGGCAAGGAGCCCUUCCACAAGAUGAGGCAGUUCCUGGCGGACGAGCAGAACAUCCUGGCCCUGCGCAGCAUCCAGGGCCGGCAGAGAGAGGGCUCAGGCCAGCCCCAGCUUAGCAGAGUGUUUCAGGACGUCCCGAAGCGGAGAGCCCACUCUGAGGCCCCCUCCCACCCAGGCAACAUCACGGCCCGGGUUCGAACCCCAGAGGCCAGCUCGGACGAGGCGAUCAAGUCCAUCCUGGAGCAGGCCAAGAGGGAGCUGCAGGUGCAGAAGGCCGACCUGUCCCACGGGCCCCCGUCCUACGGCGGCCUGAAGGGCGGCGGCGGCGGCGUGAGCAGCGGCUCGGACGAGGCCAUCCGCUCCAUCCUGGAGCAGGCGCGGCGGGAGAUGGAGGCGCAGCAGGCCGCGCUGGAGCCGCUCCUCAAGGCCUCCUCCUCCUCCUCGUCCUCCUCCCUGUCCUCGCUCUCCCACCCGCGGGACUUCAUGGGCUCGCCGCUGGCCGCCACGCUGCCGCCCUACAACCCGCUGGCGCUGGCGCUGAAGAAGGCCCCGGGGGGGGGCGGGGGCGGCGCCCGCGUGGCCGCCUCCUCCUCGCCCACCUCGCCCUGCCCCGUCCUGGACUUCAGCGCGGGCUCCGUGAAGCGGGAGCACCGGGGCUCCUCGGGGGGCGAGUCGCCCGCCGACGGGGCCCUGCGCCGGGGCUCGGACGGCGCUCAGCCCCGCUCCGGGGGCGGCGGGGGCCACUGGAGGGAGCAGUGGUGGAGCAACAUGCACGGGGACCCCCGGAGGAGCGUGUCCCUGCAGACGGGGGAGGACGGGCACACCCCCGAGGACUCCAAGGAGGGAAUCCUCAGCGACGGCCUGAGCCGACCCCGGCAGUGGAACAAGCCGAGCCAGAGGAGCAGAGAGCCGUACCUCCGCAUGCAGCUGUGGCUCAACGGCGACCAGGGCCAGAACACGCAGGCUCAGCAGGCGCACCACCAAGAGGGAACGCCCAAGACGUCGGCCAGCUGUAGCCCCGCCCCCGAGUCGCCCCUGAGCUCAGCGGAGGAGUCGGUGAACGGCCUGCCGGGGGACCCGCUGGCGCCCCAGUCCUCCGGCGCCAAGCCCCCCUCCGAGGAGCCGUCGGGCGGGGAGUCCCAGCCCGGGACCCCCCUACCUCUCCCGGGGCCCCACUCGGCCCUCAGCAUCCAGGAGAUGGUGGCCAUGUCCCCGGAGCUGGACACCUACGUCAUCACCAAGAAGGUCAAGGAGGUGCUGACCGACAACAAUCUCGGUCAGCGUCUGUUUGGGGAGAGCAUCCUUGGGCUGACCCAGGGCUCGGUGUCCGACCUGCUGGCCCGGCCCAAGCCCUGGCACAAGCUGAGCCUGAAGGGCAGGGAGCCCUUCGUCCGCAUGCAGCUGUGGCUGCAGGACCCGCACAGCGUGGAGAAGCUCAUGGACAUGAAGCGCCUGGAGAAGAAAGCCUACAUGAAGCGACGUCUGAGCUCCCUGAGCGACGCCCACUCGGUGGACGUGGGCGGGGCCAUGGGGCCGGACUUCCUUCAGGGCUCCCAGAGCCCAGGGGGCGGGCCCCAGCAGCAGCAGCAGCAGCACCACCACCACCACCACCACCAGCAGCAGCACCUGAAGAAGCCCCGGGUGGUGCUGGGCCCGGAGGAGAAGGAGGCGCUGAAGAGGGCCUACCAGCAGAAGCCCUACCCCUCCCCCAAGACCAUCGAGGAGCUGGCCUCCCAGCUCAACCUGAAGACCAGUACCGUCAUCAACUGGUUCCACAACUACAGGUCUCGUAUCCGGCGGGAGCUCUUCAUAGAGGAGAUCCAGGCGGCCGGGGGGGCCAGGCCCGGCAGCGAGGGGGGGUCCCCGUCCCUGCGGGGCUCCAAGUCGGGGGAGGGGGACAGCUGCGACGGCACCGAGUCGGACGGCACGGUGGAGGCGGCGCGGCAGGGCUUCGGCCCCGGCCAGGAGGAGCAGCGGGGCACGGACCACGACAUGGAGGCCGAGUCCGAGGCAGGGGCCUCGGGUUCCUCCCCGGCCCGGAUAGAGUGCAGCACGCCGGGCUCCAGCUGCGGGCCGGCGGGCAUGGGCCUCUUCAGCCUCACGGAGGCCUCGUCGUCCAGUGGCUCGGGGCCCAGUAAUAACAUCCCGCCCUCCGGGCCGGCCAGGAACCCCAGGGACAACACGCUGCGCAGGAAGAAGGCGGCCAACCUCAAUAACAUCAUCCACCGGCUGGAGAAGGCUGCCAGCAAGGAGGACCCGUCAGAGUGGGAGUUCUAGCUCCCUCUCCCGCCCCCCCUCGCUCGCUCUCUCUCUCUCUCUCUCUCGUCUCGCACCUCGUCUCCUCGUAACCCCGCGACCUCUAACCCUUGGCCCCCUCCCGCUCUGCCCUCGGACCGGACCGGAGGGCGGGCGCAGCCAAAGUCAAGCUCAGCAGCCAUUUUUAUUACUCCGACGCUCUCCGUACGGAGGAGAGAAACAAAGAGCGGUUGUUUAACCCGAAGUAAAAAAAACAAAAGAUACACUGAUGUACUAAGAAGAACAGACGAAAACACAACCGAGAGCCAGAGUGUCUCUCGUCUCUGUCUUUUUUUUUUUUUAAACUGAGUUGUUUUUGUACUGAGAAAAGCACUUAGCUGUCCUGCUGGCCCAUGGCCCUGCUGUACCUCUCCCCACUCCCUGCGCCCCCCCCGUCGCCAGCCAGCGGGCCCAGAGUGGCGCCCCCUGAGCUGGGGUAAGACCCACGCAGCUGGGGUCAGCUGGUGGUGGAGGAACCCGGACUCAAAGAGGACGGACAUGCAAGAGGGGCGCGGGAGAGUCCUGAGCGGCCCCUCCCGGGGACGGACUCCGACGGGAGGAGCGACGGCGACAGGAACUCUCAGUACGAGAACCCGCUCUCUUAAAGGGAGACGCGCCCUCCCCCGUUUGCUCAUCACGCCCCCACCUUCCCCUCACACAGUGAGACGCCUCAUUUUUCACACUGUAGAGUGACUGUUACAAAAUCCUUUGCCUUUUAUCACUCGUGUGUGUGUGUGUGUGUGUGUGUGUGUGUGUUUGGGGGGCUGUGUCCGUGCACGUCGGUGUACACACACCCAGACAGGGCUUGUGUGUUCUCCUCUCCAAGGCAGCAUGUGUUUUAUGUUCUCGUUUCGUUCCUCCUCCAAACUCACUCCCACGCUCUUCCCUCGAGAGAGAGCUGUACAAAAAAGAAGAAGCGGUUGGCCGGCGCUGCCAUGGUUACGGAAGAACCGAAAGAUGAACUUUGACCCCCGUAGUCUCCCCGUUUCCUGUCCUGCUGACAGCCAUAUGAUGGCCAGAAGGACUCCCCUGGGGUCCCUCACCAAACACAAAGCACUCACCUGAAGAGGAGGAAGGAGGGACGGACCCCCCGACCGUGUCACCCGGAGCCUCCUCUCCGGACGAAGGACGCCCUCGUUUGUUUCUUUCUUUGUUUCUUUUCCUCCUCUUUACGUUUGGAUGGAGCAAUUCGGUUGCCAAUAAGAGAUUGCACAGUCUAUCGACUCUAAAGGGUACAAAAUAGGGAAUUUAAGGCAAAGCUGUUUUUAAAUUAGCAACAACUAAAUAUGAAAUGGAAGAAAAUAACAACAGAGAAGAAAAGAAAAAAGCAGAAGAAUAAGCGAGGGCAGUGUUUUAAAAAAAAAAAAUAAGAGGGAGAAUGGCCGAGCCACCAGAAUAAUGGAGUCAUGUUGAGUUUCUGAAGAUGCGAUACAACGGAAGCACGUCGUACUGUAACAGGCGGGGGGACGCGAUCUAGAACCUGCCUGGUUGCCCCGGGUCGCGUUCAGCCUCCUGGUCUGCCAGCGCUCGGUGUGUGAGUGUGUGUUACUCUGUAUGUGUGUGUGUGUGUGUGUGUGUGUGUGUGCGUCCUCAACAAAUUAUCUGUUCACAACACACACAUCUUUUCUAGGCCAAAUCAGGAAGAGUGCGUGUUUGUGUGCGAGUUGUUCCGUGUGUGUGUGUGUGUGUGUGUGUGUGUGUGUGUGUGUGUGUGUGUGUGUGUGUGUGUGUGUGUGUGUGUGUGUGUGUGUGUGUGUGUGUGUGUGUGUGUGUGUGUGUGUGUGCGCGUACGUCCGUGGAAUUACAUGCAUUCGCGUCGGGGUCAACGUUAAUUCACUUUAGAUCAACUUCAAUCACGAAAUAGUUUUUACGAUUUUAACAUUUGACUGGGCCCUCCCGCGGGGGUGUCCCUGAACCUGAGCAGGUACGGUUCUGUUCUGCGGAGAACGUCUGCGUGAACACACUGCGUGCGGUGGACAGUGAAUUGGCCUCGACCCUGGUGUGAGUGGUUCCAUUCCCCGUCCCGCCCCUCUGGUCCCCACGGGGGCGGGACGGGGUGCAUUCAGUUCUACUGUAUACACUAAAACACUAUAAGGCAUAUCACCUCCUCCUCCUCCUCCUCCUCUUCCUCCCUCUCUUACACAAGCCCUUAGUGCCUGUCAGCCCACUGCCUCCCCUUUUAUGUGUGUGCGUGUGUGUGUGUGUGUGUGUGUGAGUGACUGACUGCACGUGUGGCCAUAUAGCAUGUGCAGGAGUGUGCUGAGCGGGUCAUGUUUUUUAUCUACUUGCACACGCUACCAGUGCACAACUGCCAUCUACUUCUUUAAGCUGUUUGACUCAUCACCAUCACAUUAAUCUUCACAAAGUAGUGUAAUACUUUGAUUUACUGUAGCUUGGUUGUAUUGCUAUUAUUAUUUUUGCAUUUAUAGUUUGGUUUUUAUUCUGCUUAUUUAUAGGUGCUGUAUUUUCAUUUUAAUGUCUUAUCAUUUGAGUUGUCUAUUUUGUAAGGGAUUAUAUAUCGUUCCUGAGGGCAAGUAACAUUUUUAUUAUUAGACGUAUAGACUGCCGGCAGUAUUGGUUAAUAUUUACAAAGAUGUACUAGUUCUCAUUUGUUUGUAUGUUCAUGAACCAUGAAGCUCAUUUCAGUAGCUUUAGAGACGUUAUCUGCUACAGUACCUACGCCCAUCAGGCAAACGGGCCGGUAUCACCACGCUUCAUUCGCUAGCUAUCGAUAUCAUAAGGACAUAUCGAGAUCACUGAAUAUCUGAUGAAUUAUCUUUUUUCUUUUUGUGUCACUGCUUUGAUCAUACGACGUGUAUCGGCCGCGCGGUGCCGCGGUAGUUUCGGUCCAGCUGUCACUGUUACUCUCGAUGAGAGUAAGCCCCGCCCCCACCAUGUUAUCGCGAGACCUGCGUCCAUCUGAGUACCAUCCCCAUGAAGCUUGUUCGCUAUUUAGAAGAUAGGUUUAUAUGACGAUACCUAAACUUGAGAACCCAAGUUAACUUGAAUAAGGUCAUAUCUGCCAAAUUGAGAUUAGAGAAGCAUCCCAUGACGAACGGAGAUCAACGAUUAUGCAUUAUCUACUUAGCAGUCCGUAACAAAGCACUUAUAAAGAUCUUCUCCGAAGACGGGCCCCUGACGGGGUCUGUAAAACACUAACUAGACCCCCCACCUCCCAAGGUCUCCGGGAAUUGUAUGCCUUUUUAAAAGCGGUUCAGAACCAGACACACACACACUCCACAUUCUAACACUAAGAAUAUAUUUUAGAGAAAGGCUGUGCCCAUGUUUUUUGUAAUACUGUCAGUUGUUAAAGUUGUGUAGUUCCUGAUCUGGAUUUUAACUCGCAGCCCCGUCGGCGCUGCUGCAGAACGGGGCCUAGGGCCGCGAACAGCGCUCUGUCUGCCCAGCACAAGUCCUUUAAACCCCUGUCGUCCUUUUUUAAAAAGUUCCCGCACCGUGGAUACAUUUUAAAAGUAUUUUAAAAGAAAAUGCUACAUGAUCAAUUUUACUUAAAAGCUCAAAAACUUAAAAACACAAGCAGAUUAAAUCUGAAGUUCCGGUGAAUCUAAUGUGAUUAGGAUUUUAGUUUGUUGAUGACGGCGGAUGUUAGACAUGUGCCCUCUACUCUGCAAUAACACCCCCCUCCCGUACCGACUCUGUGCUGGGACCCCCGCCGUGUUGAUGGGUCCUGAUUGACAGCUACCGCAGAGAAUAAGCACUUACAAGCCCCCCCCCCCCCCAUAGAGUGGCGAAGUCACGCCCUUUCCGGUAGAGCCCAUGGGACCUAUGAGUUCGAAAAAUAUGGAUGGGUUUCAAAGGAGAGAAAGUAAUUUCUUCUGGUCCCAGUCUGUAGAUGCCCUGGAUUACACAUAAUGUUUGUGGAUUUAAAUGAUAAUUUUUCAUGUCAAGAGUUUGACCGUUUAUUGUGCAAUUGUUCAGUUAAAGGCUGUAGAGAAGACAAAAUGAGAAAGACUACACGUCUCGUAUGUCCCCAUCGGCAUAACUGAAACUCUCCACAUGCACCGACUUAUAAUGGUUUUCACCUCUUUCGAUGCUUUUAUCCUCCCCUUGGGAAAAAAAACGGUGAAGUGGAGCAGAGAGAUCGCCAUGUCUGUGCUGGAGUUCCAAGUGCGGGUGGUGACGUAUAUCAUUCGCGUCGAGAGCCGCGACGAGCUGUAGUUCACAAAGCGGCCUCACAAAACCUAACAUUAUCAAACUCCUUCGGGAAAUGUUGUAGUUUUCUUUGCAUGACAAAUUAUCAUUUAAAACCACAAACAACAUAUAUCCAGGGCAUAUAAAGACUGGGACCAGAAAAUGAUUACUUUCUCUCCAUUGAAACCCAUUCAUAUUUUUCGAUCUCAUAGGUCCCAUUGGCUCUACCGGAAGAGGCGUGGCUUCGUCACUCUUGAGCAGCUCUCUACACCUCAUGAGAUCAUCAGAUUCGUGCCUUCUACUGCCAGGCAGGGCAACGAACUUAUGAUGUCAUCAGAAAUUGACUCACGCGUUGAUCAGAAAAACUACUCGUGUGUGUGUGUAAAAAAAAUAAUAAGAUCAACAAAAAACGUUUUAACCCCGUGUGUGUGUGUGUGUGUGUGUGUGUGUGUGUGUGUGUUUGUGGUGAUGACGUAAUCUCGGAAGCUAUUUCUCCCAAUGGCCAUGAAGGUACUUGAUAUAAAAAGUCCCCUCGUUCUACCAAACGGGUCAUUUUAAAUGGGGUCACCCCGCGUAAAACGUGGAGCGAAAACCCCGACAACCGCGGCAGGACCCCGCGGCUCCGGGGGGGGGGGGGGGGGGGGCAUCCAAACGCCGGUCUUAAACCCGCAGCUCUCGCGUCGCCUCCCCGACGGGGGGUGGACCUGUCGCGCUCUUGUAUUUAAGCAAUGAACGGCCAGAGCGUUAAAUAAUGAAGGAGUGAGCAGCAAACACUGUAAUAACACUGAAUUUACUCAUAGGGCAUUUGUUACGUUUAUUCCCCUCGUCCGCGUCACGGUGGCCGUGGGACGUUUUGUGCCGCGGCCGGGCGCAGGGGUCGGCUUUGUGGCGCCUCGCGUCACGUCGCCCCCCGGGGGGUCCGUACUGUUACAGCCGACCAGGCAGCGCUCCGUUCAGUACCGCCGCGGUGCGCUUUUACUUUGAAGGGCAGGGAGAGGAGAAGGGAUGAUGAUGAUGAUGAUUCAGGACUUUUUUUCCAUGAUCCACAGAUAUUUUUCUACUACAAAAUAUAAAUCAGAAGAUUCUAUACACUGUUGGAUGACAUUGUAAAGGUUGUAAAACAGAUGCUGUAUAUCAUAACAUGUUUUUUCUGAAGUUGUAAAAGCUUUACUGUAUGAUCUGUUUUUGAAGUAAGUGGUUUCUCCAUCCCACGUGUUUGUUGCUGAUGGCAGCACUGGUCACCAUAUUCAGGAAAAAAAUCAAUAUCACAGAGAGAGAGAACGAGAGAAUAGAGAAGACCUCAGAUGUUUUGUAAUACUUUUGGAAUAAAUCUUAUGAAGUGGGUUUUGUAAGGAAACACUUUCCAAACGGACGGUGCUGUAUGCAGAGCACAGUGACAAACAGAAGAUACAGCACAACGCACCCUCAGACACCCCCCCCCCCCCCCCCCCCCCGGCAGCCCGCUGGGCUCCUCACCUCCUAUUGGCUACAACUGGUUGAGUCUUAACCCGAUUCCUCAUUGACCUUAACCUGUUCUGUUAUGCUUAACUUAUCUUUAGGACAGUAACUUAUGUGACUAGAUUUCUCAGCUCAAUGGUUUAACGAAAAAAUGAAAAACGAAAAAAAAAAAAAAAAAACUACAGAAAAAUAGUUUAGAUUUAAAGAGGAAGCAAAAAGCCAAAUAGUGAAUAGUCACCCACUUCCUGUUAUAUGGACGCUCUUGUUGUUUUGUUUUGUUUUAUUUUAUUUUUUACUUCUGUUGCUAAGUAGUGUCGCCGCUUCCGUCGCUCGCCCCGGGCGCUGAACCCCAGUGUCGUCUUGACAACCAAAAUGACCCCGGGGGGCCCGCCGCUGGGGUCCCCCUCCUGGAAAGCUUUAAGAUGCUCGCCGUGGCUCUAGCGAGUCCAGAGUGUUUUUAACAGCGACACGUUCCGCUCCAGGUCGACGUCGGCGGACGACCUCGUGUCCGCGACGUCCCCUGUUGAUUCUCUCGCGAGUGUGUGUUUGUGCGCGCGCGCGCGCACGUGCGUGUUUGUAGAACAAAUGGGCGCGCGCCUGUAAAGGGAUGGUGUCAAGAUAUUUUUGGAAGUGGUUUUCCCCGAGCACUUCUCCGUGUGUCCCGAGGUAUCGUUCCUCUCCCCGGGUCUCCUGCCUUCCGCCCGCCUCUGUAUCAUGUUUCUUUAUCUUUGUAUUUACUAAAGUGUAUCAUGUUGUUUGUUCUCAGCACUGUAAAACAGUCACCCUCUCCCCCUCUACAAACAUUGAAAAGCAAUAUCACUGUAUGAAACGUUCACAAUGUAUUUGUUAUGAUUGACAUUUGAUUCAUCAUCAUUAUUAUUCACUUGCACCCUAGGUGUGAUAAUUGAAGUAAAUCUCUUUUAUACAAAUA
Molecule: messenger RNA, 10498 nt
Organism: Gadus macrocephalus (Pacific cod)
Lineage: Eukaryota; Metazoa; Chordata; Actinopteri; Gadiformes; Gadidae
Gene: cux1b
Product: cut-like homeobox 1b
Exons: 16
Coding region: 1-3939 (1312 amino acids)
Biological process (GO): regulation of DNA-templated transcription
Molecular function (GO): DNA-binding transcription factor activity, RNA polymerase II-specific; DNA binding
Source: RefSeq, a predicted model, not a curated record